Solenopsis invicta (red fire ant) is the source of this 821-nucleotide messenger RNA. RefSeq lists its product as uncharacterized. The record is from RefSeq and is a predicted model, not a curated record. Bases 433 to 726 code for a protein of 97 amino acids. The transcript has 7 exons. Lineage: Eukaryota; Metazoa; Arthropoda; Insecta; Hymenoptera; Formicidae.
CUGUGACAACCACGUUACAACCACGAUGUACCACACUGAAUAGCUAUCAGCCUGCAAUCGUUCAUAUUUUUGUUUCUACAUAUCUAUAUUUUUUAUUUACAAAACACACAUCAAUGAACUACUACGGCUGUGUUCCGAUAUUAACUGCCAGUACUGAAAAUGUAUAGUAUAGGUGACAUGAACUAUAAAUUUUCAGUACUGCCAGUAAAAACGGAACACAGCCUACGUUUCGAUCCAAACUGAAGCAUGUGAGAAAUCAAUGCCACCAUGAUAUACAUCACACAUUUUGAGGGGAAGGUUUGAACUUCUGGUUAUUUUUCCUAUCUUUAGCGAACGAUUGCAGGCUGACAGCUAUUCAGUGUGGUACAGCGUGGUUGUCACAGCUAUGACAAUGACUUGAGUUUCUUUUGUUACCACAAACUCAGUUGUAAAAUGUUACAUAUUCAAGUUGGAAGUGAAAAAAUUAUGAAACAUGUGACUCUUCGCAGAAAAUUAUUACUGGCCUAUACACCAUCGCGGAAUUUAACAAUAAAAAUUAAUGAUUCAGAGAAAAAUAUUAAAAUAAAAGUGGUAGAUGUGAACUUUCAACAGAAUGAAGAUGAAUCAAUAAUGUUAGGAAAUGGCGGAUAUUGCCUUGUGAGACGCGUUUCUCUUAAGUGGACAUUGUCAGACAAGGAAAAAACGGCUGAUAUAAAUAUUGAAUCACAUGAGCUUUCAAUUCGUUGAGAGGCACGAGUAAUUUUCACUGAGUCACAAAGAGUAUCAAUCGCUGAUUUAGAAGUAGUUGGCUUGAACAGAAAGAAAAAAAAAUAUCAACGGAA